AAAGCCCAAGCCAUCUCCGUUAGCCCAGCAACCACGGAGGAGCACCAGAGCUCCAAGGAUGGGACCAGUGCGGAGGAAGAGGAGGAGAGCGAUGAUGAGGGUUGGAUAACACCCAGCAACCUCAAGCAGGUCCAGCAGGACACAGGGCACUGUGACACUGCUCCCGUCGAUGUCCAGGUCGGCUGCGUCACCACUGACUUUGCCAUGCAGAACGUGCUGCUGCAGAUGGGCCUCCACGUGCUGGCGGUGAACGGCAUGCUGAUCCGCCAGGCCAGGAGCUACAUCCUCCGCUGCCACGGCUGCUUCAAGACCACUUCGGACAUGACCAAGGUUUUCUGUCCCAACUGCGGUAACAAGACCCUGAAGAAGGUCGCGGUGAGCGUCAGCGAUGACGGGAGCCUCCACAUGCAUUUCUCCCGCAACCCCAAGGUGCUGAACCCCCGAGGGCUCAGGUACCCGCUGCCGGCCCCGAAAGGAGGGAAGCACGCCAACAACCCUCACCUGGUGGAAGACCAGCCCUUCCCGCAGCAGCGGCUGUCCCGCAAGGCCAGGCAGAAGACGAACGUCUUUGACCCCGACUACGUCGCCGGGGUCUCGCCCUUUGCAGAAAACGACGUCUACAGCCGCGCGGCCCAUCUGCAGAUCCGGGACGCGGCCCUGGGCGCUGGCAGGAGGCGCCUGAACCCCAACGCCGUGACAAAGAAGUUUGUGAAGAGGAGGUGA
Leptosomus discolor (cuckoo roller) is the source of this 723-nucleotide messenger RNA. The record is from RefSeq and is a predicted model, not a curated record. NCBI's taxonomy places the organism in Eukaryota, Metazoa, Chordata, Aves, Leptosomiformes, Leptosomidae.